GAGGCACCGGCAACUGGAGGCUCAAGAGGCGGCUCUGCUAGCUCGUGUAGUUCAUGGAGGCGAAGAAGAUAGAGGAGCUGACUGACGCCAAGAGAGGGAGCUGGGCGGUUAGCGGCGUGCUCGCCGUCGUCGUGCUGGCUGUGCUCAUCCUCAGUGGGCGCAACGUUGGAGCGCCUGUGGUGUGGGUUCAGACUGCAGCGGCCAGCUUCCGCCAAGGAUCCAAUGAUCUCUCCUUCUUGCACCCGCGGGCGGCGCACGGCGACAGGCUCUACGGCGGCCUCCUGGUUGACGGCUUCAACGAGGAAUCCUGCCACAGCAGGUACCAAUCCGCCAUGUACCGCCGGAACCUCGGCCGACGACCCUCCCCGUACCUAAUCUCCAAGCUGCGACGGCACGAGGCUCUCCAGCGGCGGUGCGGCCCGGGCACCGCCGCCUACAGCGACGCCCUGGAGCAGCUCAGGUCCGGCAAGAGCGCCGCGUCGCCGGAGUGCGCGUACGUCGUCUCCAUCUCGUACCGCGGCAUCGGGAACCGGAUCCUCGCCGCCGCGUCGGCGUUCCUGUACGCCGUGCUCACGGACCGCGUCCUGCUCAUCGACCCCAGCAACGAGAUGGACGACCUGUUCUGCGAGCCGUUCCCCAACACGACGUGGCUGCUGCCGCCGGGCUUCCCGCUGGCGGACUACACCAACUUCAGCGUCGACACCGCCGCGAGCUACGGGAAUAUGGUGAGGAACAAGGUGAUCAUCAGGAGCGACGACGGCGUCGCCGCCGCUGACGUUCCGACGCCCGCGUUCGCGUACGUCCAUCUCAACUACGACGCCACCAUCGAGGACAAUUCCUUCUUCUGCGGCGGCGACCAGAGGCUGCUCCGGUGCAUCCAGUGGCUGGUGAUGAGGACGGAUAGCUACAUCGUGCCCGGGCUCUUCCUUGUGCCGGAGUUCCAGGAGGAGCUCGACAUGCUGUUCCCGGAGCGCGACGCCGUGUUCCACCACCUCGGCCGGUACCUGUUCCACCCCAACAACCACGUCUGGGGUCUCGUCACGCGCUACUACGACACCUACCUCGCGUCGGCGCGGCAGCGGGUCGGCAUCCAAGUGCGCGUCUUCGGCGGCCUGCCGGACUCGCCGGAGCUCCUGGAGCAGAUCACCACGUGCACGCACAAGGCGGGCUUGCUCCCCCAAGUGCUCGCCGCCGGCGAGCCGACCCUGCCAGCGUCCCGAGCCAAGUCUAAAGCCGUCCUCGUCACCUCCCUCAAGUCCUGGUACUACGAGAAGCUGAAGAGCAUGUACUGGGAGCACGCGACGGCCACCGGCGAGGUGGUGAGCGUGCACCAGCCGAGCCACGAGGAGUACCAGCGCUCCGGCGCCAGGUCCCACGAGCACAAGGCGUGGGCCGAGAUCUACCUGCUCAGCCUGACCGACGUGCUGGUGACCAGCGGGAGGUCAACGUUCGGGUACGUCGCGCAGGGGCUCGCCGGCGUGAGGCCGUGGGUGCUGUACAAGCCGGCGAACAGCUCCGCCGUGCCGGACCCGCCGUGCGGCCGGGACGUCUCCAUGGAGCCGUGCUUCCACAAACCGCCAGGCCACGAUUGCCGGCUCAAGCAGUGGGCCGACCCCUCCAAGGAUGUGCCGUACAUCCAGCACUGCGACGACGCGAUCUGGGGGCUGAAGCUUGUUGGCCAGAACACAUAGGAUGCCGCGUCGGGGUCGAGGUGGCAACGUGAACGUCACGUGUCAAGGACCCAAGAUGUAUUUUACUUUGACAUGGUAAAAGUUAACGUUUGACUAUGUUUCUCAUGGGUAUAAGUUGUUCAA
Messenger RNA from Panicum hallii, 1814 nucleotides. RefSeq names its product galactoside 2-alpha-L-fucosyltransferase-like. The transcript has 2 exons. Bases 54 to 1691 code for a protein of 545 amino acids. Lineage: Eukaryota; Viridiplantae; Streptophyta; Magnoliopsida; Poales; Poaceae. Gene Ontology annotation, molecular function: galactoside 2-alpha-L-fucosyltransferase activity. The record is from RefSeq and is a predicted model, not a curated record. Gene Ontology annotation, biological process: xyloglucan biosynthetic process; cell wall biogenesis. Gene Ontology annotation, cellular component: membrane; Golgi apparatus.